Messenger RNA from Cladocopium goreaui, 215 nucleotides. Lineage: Eukaryota; Dinophyceae; Suessiales; Symbiodiniaceae. The record is from the annotation of a GenBank genome assembly.
AUGCGUGAGGUGGCCAAAGAAUGGUUCUUGAGCCUUGCGGGCAAGGAAGCCCAGGUGCCGCUGAACCAGCAUCAGUUGGAGUCUCUUGGUGGCACCAUGUGGCACCUUUUCGCAGCCAACGACCACACCUGGUGCGCCUUUAAGCUCUAUGACCAUGAUGGCACGGGCAGCAUCAGCCAGCCCAACCUGCGCAAGGCCAUGGCGGGUGAGCUCAA